Messenger RNA from Ochlerotatus camptorhynchus, 3939 nucleotides. RefSeq lists its product as uncharacterized. The transcript has 2 exons. The record is from RefSeq and is a predicted model, not a curated record. Lineage: Eukaryota; Metazoa; Arthropoda; Insecta; Diptera; Culicidae. The coding region runs from base 1 to 3939 and encodes 1312 amino acids.
AUGUGGCGCAUUUUACUAGCUCAUCCGGACACUGAUCACGAAGAAGAAACCGAAGAGGAAGAAAUAAAAGAAGAAGAAAUCAAAGAAGAAAAGAAAACCUCCAUGACCACACCGAAGAAAACAAAGGAGGAAAAGAUGGCGGAAUUGAAGUCGUUGAUUUCUAAACGCGGAGCAGUGAAGAGCAAGUUGUCGAGGACCCAUGCCGCGGUCCAGGCAGCGCAAGCAGAGCCUCUAGCUAUGUCCAUGCCCCAAGUUCGUGUCCACUCAAGGAAUGUGGAUAAAUAUUAUGGUGAGUACAAUGAAGUACAUGACAUAAUAAUGCAAAGUAUUGCGGAAAACCAGAGGGAAAACCACGAAGACAAACUCAUCGAGUUCGAGGAGCUCAAUAACGAGGUGCAAGUUUUCAUUGAGACGCUAAUGGAAGCUCACGCUCAGAACGCUAAUCGGAAUCGAGCCGUUCUUCCCGCUGGAGUGCAGCAAAACGGUCAACCGCAAGUUGUCAUCCACCAGCAAGCUCUUCGUGCCCCAUUGCCAACAUUCGAUGGGCGGUACGAAAAUUGGCCAAAAUUCAAGUCGAUGUUCCAGGACUUGAUGAGGAAUUCUCCAGAUUCGGAUGCAGUAAAACUUUUUCAUCUGGACAAGUCGCUGGUAGGAAGUGCAGCAGGAAUCCUUGACGCUAAAACGAUCCAAGACAAUAAUUAUCAACAAGCCUGGCAGAUAUUGGAACAACGCUAUGAAAAUAAGAGGUUGAUUAUCGACGUUCACGUACAAGGUAUCAUGCAGCUGAAGAAGAUGGCAAAAAAGUCCUCUAAGGAGCUGCGUAGCCUUAUCGAUGAAUGCUCAAGACAUGUGGAAAACCUGAAGUUCCACGAACAGCACCUGUUAGGAGUUUCGGAGAUUAUCAUCGUCCAUAUUCUAUCAGGUGCCCUCGAUCAAGAAACAAGGGAGUUAUGGGAAGGUACGAUCGACCAUGGAGACCUCCCGAAGUAUGCGGAAACUAUGGAAUUCCUUAGAAAGCGGUGUCUCGUACUGGAGCGGUGCGAGUCGACCGCACCAUCGGUGCCUUUUAUCAAGCAAGCAGCUACUAAGGCACCACCAAGCAAAGCAUCAAAAAUAUCUGCUGCAGCUACAGUAUCUAGCGAGAUCGUCUGUGAGCUGUGCGGUGGAGACCAUCCGAAUUUCAAAUGCAGCACAUUUCGCAGCAUGAGCGUUGCGCAACGAUUGGUUAAAGUGAAGAAAGCCAGGGUUUGUUUCAACUGUCUGCCAUGCUUCACCAGGAUCAGCCAGAAGCCCAAGGACAAUCCAGAGGAGCUACCUGCAGUAAAAACGGAUGUUGCUGGCAGGAUCGAUCCAGAUCCACACGAAGGUAGAAGUAGUGUUUCGGUAACAACGUCAUGUCUCGGUGGCGGGUUGUCACAAUCGGCCAAACAGGUAAUGCUUCAGACAGCAGUUAUCGAUGUGGAGGAUGUACACGGUCGUCUUCAUCCUUGCCGUGCGCUGUUGGACUCGGGUUCACAGGCGCAUAUCUUGUCGGAAUCGAUGGCACAACUUCUCGCUUUACCGACCCUGAAAUGCAACAUUACAGUCGUAGGAGCAAACGCAGUGAAGACUCAAGCAAAGAAAGGAUUGAACCUGAAUUUCUCGUCGAGAUACUGCUCGCUUCAAGGCAAUAUCACAUGCUUGAUUUCGGAAAGACCGACUGGGAAUGUACCGUCGGUAACAAUUGAUGUAUCUUUGUGGAACCUACCACAAGGGUUGCAGCUAGCGGAUCCAGAGUUUUUAAAGCCACACGAAAUCGAUUUGGUGCUUGCUUCUAAUUACGUCUGGGAUUUGCUUCGAACCAAGAAGGUGGUCCUGUCCAAUGGUACAACGUCUCUACGAGAAACAGAUCUAGGCUGGAUCGUCACUGGCACAUACGAUCCGUACCAACAGGUGAGUGGCUCUAUUUUGAUCGCAAAUGUUGCAUUGCAAGAUCCACUAGCUGAGAAAUUGGAAAAAUUUUGGUCCGUUGAGGAGGUGACUGAGUCUUCACCUUUCAACACUGAAGAGCAGGAAGUUGAGCAGCAUUUCCUGGAAAACUAUCGCCGGGACGAAUCUGGUCGCUUCGUGGUCCAGAUGCCGCUUCGGGAAACUGUCGCAGAACUUGAUGAUAACAGAAAUCUAGCGCUGAAGCGUUUCUACGCACUCGAGCGGAAAUUAUCCCGGAAUCCAGAACUAAGAAGUCAGUAUUGUGAAUUCAUGCGAGAAUACGAAUCACUUGGGCACUGUAAUGAGAUCAGAGAAGAAGACGACGUAUCUGGACUACCACGAUACUACGUACCGCACCAUGCGGUGUUUAAGCUGGCGAGUUCUUCAACCAAACUAAGGGUGGUAUUCGACGCUAGCGCAAAAUCUUCGAAGUACUCCCUGAACGAUGUGAUGAAAACUGGACCAACCGUCCAGAACGAUAUAUUUUCCGUGGAUCUUCGUUUCCGGCGCCAUACGUUUGGAUUUUCCGGCGACGUAACCAAAAUGUACCGGCAGGUCGGUCUCGAUAGAAUUCACACCCGAUUCUUGAGGAUUUUCUGGAGGGAGGACCCUUCAAAGCCGCUGAGAGUUUUGGAACUGAUUACAGUGACAUACGGAACGGCUGCAGCACCAUUUCUUGCAACCAGAAGCUUGGUGCAGUUAGCAGUUGAAGAACAACAUCGAUACCCAGUUGCGUCGAAGAUGGUGAAAGAAGAUGUGUACGUGGAUGAUAUGCUAUCUGGAGCAAACACAGAAGAAGAAGCUGCUCAACGCUUGUUGGAAGUGAAACAGUUGUUGUCUGCUGGAGGAUUUCCAAUUCGCAAGUGGAGUUCGAAUUCAACUGUAGUGCUUGAAAGUGUGCCUGAAGAAGAACGAGAAAAAUUAGUGAAGAUUGGUGAAAAUGGUAUGAAGGAAGGAAUCAAGGCACUGGGAAUACUUUGGGAUACGAAGAAUGAUCAGUUCACGUACGAAAAUUGGCCAGAAGAGGCCACCAACCGAUCGCUUACGAAGCGACACGUCCUUGCUGAAAUUUCGAAGUUGUAUGAUCCGUUGGGACUUGUCUCACCGGUUAUAGUUUGUGCCAAGAUCAUAAUGCAAAAACUCUGGUCGUCCAAGAUGAACUGGGAUGAUGAACUGGAGGAAGACAUUCUGGUAGAGUGGGUCAAUUUUCGAAAUUCGCUGACAACGCUGAAUCUGAUUCAAGUGCCACGAUGCGUUAUGAUGUCUGGUGCCAUUCGGUACGAGAUUCACGGGUUCGCGGAUGCUUCGAUAGUAGCGUAUGGAGCCUGCAUAUAUAUGCGAAGUGUGUUGGCUGACGGAAGUGCGGAGCUGCGCCUUAUGUGUGCUAAGUCAAGAGUGGCACCGUUGAAGGCGAUUACAAUCCCAAGACUGGAGCUGCUUGCUGCUUUGCUUUUAGCUCGGCUCAUGGUAAAGGUGAUUGAAGUGAUGGAAAUCGAUUACUCGGAGGUCACGUUGUGGUCUGAUAGUCAGAUUACAUUGGCCUGGUUGAAGAAAUCACUCGGAACUAUGGAAACUUUCGUCCGAAACCGCGUGGCAGAGAUCAACAGGCUCACCAAUCGUUACAAGUGGAAGUACGUGAACACAAAACACAAUCCUGCUGACGUGGUGUCCCGAGGUCAGGCUCCAGCCAUGUUAUGUAAAAACAACCUCUGGUGGAGUGGACCUGAGUUCCUGAAGGAAGAGGAAUACUGUAGUCCUCAACCAGCGCCGAUUCGGGAAUUAGAGAUUCCAGAGCUGAAGGUGACAGCCAUUGUUGCGGAAAAAAUCGAGGCUCUGUCAGUCUUUGCAAGGUUUAGCAGUUUCCGUAAGCUUCAAACGGGUAAUUGCGUAUGUCCUGCGCUUUGUUCGAAAUUGCAGAAGCAAAUCGAUGAAGCGCCCAGGAAGCUCAUCAAAAUUUGUGACAGUUCCUGA